Messenger RNA from Papaver somniferum (opium poppy), 915 nucleotides. Its product is annotated as nucleoid-associated protein At4g30620, chloroplastic-like. Gene Ontology annotation, molecular function: DNA binding. NCBI's taxonomy places the organism in Eukaryota, Viridiplantae, Streptophyta, Magnoliopsida, Ranunculales, Papaveraceae. The coding region runs from base 29 to 616 and encodes 195 amino acids. The transcript is spliced from 7 exons. The record is from RefSeq and is a predicted model, not a curated record.
CUCUCUCUAUGAUAUCUUCUUCGUUCUAAUGGCAUCGACUACUGCUGUUACUGGUUCUAUCUCUUAUCUCCAUAGACUAAAUGGCGUGAAAAAUCCUACCUUUUCAUCAGCUUCUCUAUGUAACAAGGUAAACCUAAAAACCAAUUUAGUUGGUAUUCGAACUCUAUCACUGCCUGGUAAGAAACUUGGGAAUACUCGGGGAGCUCUUCGUGUCUACAGUUUGUUUGGAGGAAAGAAAGAUAAUGGGAAUGCUGAUGAUGCCCCUGCAAAGGCAGGAAUUUUAGGUAACAUGCAAAAUUUGUAUGAGACGGUAAAGAAGGCACAAAUGGUUGUCCAAGUUGAAGCAGUGCGUGUGCAGAAAGAACUUGCUGUAGCAGAGUUUGAUGGGUACUGUGAAGGUGAACUGAUAAAGGUAACACUUUCUGGAAAUCAGCAACCUAUACGAACUGAGAUCACAGAGGCUGCAAUUGAGUUAGGAGCAGAAAAGCUCUCACUUUUAGUUACAGAGGCAUACAAGGACGCUCACCAAAAGAGUGUGCUGGCAAUGAAGGAGAGGAUGAGUGAUCUUGCACAGAGCCUAGGAAUGCCACAAGGUUUAAGUGAAGGAUUGAAGUAAUGCUAAGAAAUCUGAAUUCAUGGUUUUACAACAAUGUGAUGUUGGUGGUGAAGUCAGGGAAUUGGGCCGCCUUACUCUUCAACUCCGUAUACUAAAACUAGCUGGCCGUUCUCGACCAUGGGUAGUUUAUUUUUAUUGAUCAUAUUUGUCGUGAGUACGUAGUUAUAUUUCGUUCUUGGUAGUUAAAUAAAUCUCCGUUCAUGUUACUACUAAACAACCAAAUGGCUGUUGGAGCAAGAUCUAAGAUACAAAGGGUACUUAUCAUUAAAUUUAGUACCAUCAAUACCUUCCAACAUAAA